Messenger RNA from Brassica rapa (field mustard), 4494 nucleotides. Its product is annotated as two-component response regulator ARR12. Gene Ontology annotation, biological process: phosphorelay signal transduction system; cytokinin-activated signaling pathway. Gene Ontology annotation, molecular function: DNA-binding transcription factor activity; DNA binding. Lineage: Eukaryota; Viridiplantae; Streptophyta; Magnoliopsida; Brassicales; Brassicaceae. The record is from RefSeq and is a predicted model, not a curated record.
ACCUUUGGAUUUCAGCAAUGUUAUAGAGACUAUGCAUUGGUUAAGAAAGACCAAAACUUGAAAAUCAAUGAAUUUUUGAUUAAGAUAGCAAAAAUUUGUUAGUUUGUUGGAUGGAGUGAAAAGGAAAUAAAAAAUAACAAAGUUUUAUAUGGAAAGAAUGAAGGAAGAAUAGAUGGAAAUGCUAUUUAAGUAUUUAGAACUUUGGUUUUGAUUGUUUAUGGUGGUUUAUGAAAUUGAUGAUGUUGGUAUUUUCGUAAAUAAAUGAAGGUGGUAAAGAUGUUUGUGAUAUUUUCUUAAUUACUGAAAAUGUCAUUUUCAUAAAUAAUUGAAAUCGUAGAUCAUUUUAUGGGGAAAUGACAAAAUAUGAUGUGGAAAAUUGAUGUAAGUUAUAUGUCAUUUUUGAAAAUUUCCUUUCAAUCUGUAUAUGCACAAUUUUUUAAUCAAAAUUUUUUCUGUCAACAGUUUUAUAAAUAUUAAAUAGUUCAAAAGUUGAACUGGAGUUAGAUGUUUAGAGAACUAUUAUAGACUGAAUUUUUUCAUAAGCAAAUAUUAAUAUUCAAGUAAUUUAAUUAUUUACAAACAAGACAUAACCUAAAAAGACAAGUAUUUUAAAAAAAAAAAAAUUGAAUUUGUGGAAUUUUGUUUUUGAAGACGAUUCUUUUUAGUUAUUUAUUUUAUCGUUUUUAAUAUUAAAAUUUUAUGUGAGAUAUUAUUAACGACGAUGUUUUUAGUAUGUUUCUUUAGGCAAUAUAAAAUUGUACUCUCCUAAAAGCGAGGAAACCUGGAAAUUUCAAAUUUUGAAGGUAAUUCGGUAAAAAAAAAACAAGACAAGGGAAAAACUAAAAUAAAAUAAAGUUACCUUGCUUUUCAGAUCCUUUUCUUAAACUAGACAUAUAUAUUUCAGGCUAAAACUGCACGAAAGAGAGUUUUUGAUGCACGCUCACACUUGUAAGUUGUAACGCACUUCCCAAAGUCGAGCAUGCCCUCUCUAAAGCCUGCCAUUUUUAACCAAAACUUUUUUUGGUCAACUUAUCCAAAACAAUUCACAAUAUGUUCUUUUGAAAUAUAUAUGUAAAUAAUACUUGAAGUUAAUCUAUUUAGAAUAUCAUCUAAUUUAAACAUAAUAAAUUUAUUUAAUGAUAAUACAUAAUAUAUGUCAAAUUAACUUCCAAAUCUUAAGUUAAAAAAAAAACUUCCAAAACUUAGCAUUAUAGCCGGUAAGGUUUUGAGUUAUGUAUGCUGCCCCCAUUCACAUUUGAUGUUAUAUUGGUUUCUUUUCUGGGGGUUUAUAAGGAAAAAGAAAAUACAGCAACAAUAACGACAAGCCAAUAAAGGUGAAGUGAUUAUAGAAGAAGGAAAUUAAGAAACAUGUUCAUUGGCUUAAAUAAGGAAGAAACGAUUUAGCAGUAUUUAUAAUAUGUUCUGUAAAUUUUGUUUUUCAAUAGAAAAACUUUUAUCAAGAAAAGAAAAGAAGAAGAAGAAGAAAGAGAUGUUCGACACAAGAAAGUGUAGCGACAAGAAGAGAUGUGAGCCGAGAGAAAGAGAGAGAAGAUCAAGAGAAGAAGACAGUACUGGAAAAAACUAUCUACAAACCCGAAAUGACUUUGUUUGUAAGUGAAAAGUAUGGGAGGUAGUUCUACUCUAGACGACAUACGACACGUUUUAGUACAUUUUAUUUACAUUCAAAACAAAAUGCUAAAAGUCUAUAAUAAUGAUUGAAGUUAUGGAAACAAUUAAAGUUUGUUUGUCAAAUGUAACAGUUAGACAAUCCUAGCUUGAACCAGAAUCAAAAUGUAUCUUCAAAUAUAAUGAUGAGAUAAACAUUAUAUAGUAAACCAAAUCUUCUACUUAAAAGACUUUCCCAUCUCUAGAGAUUUAUAAUUUAAUUGAUUCUUUCAAAUAACAGCUGUUUUGGCAUGUUUUUUUUUUAAAUAGCUAUUUUAACCAUGUUUUUAACAGCAAUUUGCUAAUUUCAAAUAACAGCUAUGGUUAAAUUUUGUAUGAAUGUUAAAUUUUAUUAAGUUUUUGUUCCGGUUCAAAUCUCAAUUGAUAUUGAAAUAUUAUUAUUAUUUUUAUUUUUAAAGAUUAAUUACGAAUUUAAAAGUUCAAUUUUGACGAUUAUAUAAAAAUAAAAUCAACGCAAAAACAAUAAGAAAAACUUAAAGAUUAAAAAAAUGAAAGUAAAAACCUAAAAUAGUAAAAAAAUUAAAUUAAAAAUUUGCAGAAUAAAGUAGAUUGCGAGUCUUGACGAUCAUUACAUCACAGCUUAGAGUAUCCAUAUAUAGAUAGAUAACUAAGAUUCCUUUUUCCCUCGCCAGAGAAGAAACUUUUGUUUUAACUCUGCAAUCUUUUAUCUCUCUCUAAAUCUUAAUAUUAUAUACUCUCUAAAUCACUCUCUCUCUAAACCCAUUCAUAUUUAAUCCAAUAAAUCUCAUUUUCUGUCGACGUUCCCUGCACACUUUCUCUCUCUUAGCUUUUUUUCGAGACACUUGCAAGAACAAGCAAAAGAAGAAAAAAAGAAAUCUCAACUUUUGAUUUCUUGGUCUAUCCAAGAAGAUGACUGUUGAACAACAAGAUUGUGUAGCCUUGGACCAGUUUCCUGUCGGAAUGAGAGUUCUUGCUGUUGACGAUGACCAGACUUGUCUUCGUAUCCUCGAAUCCUUGCUUCAUCGUUGCCAAUAUCAUGUUACAACGACGAACCAGGCCCAAAAGGCUCUAGAGUUAUUGAGAGAGAACAAGAACAAGUUUGAUCUGGUUAUUAGCGAUGUUGACAUGCCUGACAUGGAUGGUUUCAAACUGCUUGAGCUUGUUGGUCUUGAAAUGGACCUACCUGUCAUUAUGUUGUCCGCGCAUAGCGAUCCAAAGUAUGUGAUGAAAGGAGUUACUCAUGGGGCUUGUGACUAUCUACUGAAACCGGUUCGUAUCGAGGAGCUGAAAAACAUAUGGCAACAUGUGGUGAGAAAGAACCGUGGGAGUAAUAACGGUGACAAGAAAGAUGGAUCGGGUAAUGAAGGUGUUGCAAACUCCGAUCAGAACAACGGGAGAGCAAAUAGAAAACGUAAAGAUCAGUACAAUGAAGAUGAAGACGAGGAAAGAGAUGAUAACGAUGAUCCGUCAUCUCAAAAGAAGCCUCGUGUUGUUUGGACGGUUGAGCUUCACAAGAAAUUUGUAGCAGCUGUUAACCAAUUGGGGUUUGAGAAGGCAAUGCCUAAAAAGAUUCUUGAUCUGAUGAAUGUUGAGAAGCUGACUAGAGAGAAUGUGGCUAGUCAUCUUCAGAAGUUUCGCCUGUACUUGAAGAGGAUCAGUGGGAAUCAACAAGCUAUUAUGGCCAACUCUGACUUACAUUUCUUGCAAAUGAGCAAUGGACUUGACGGUUUUCACCACCGACCAAUUCCCGUUGGAACCGGUCAGUUCCAUGGUGGAGCCGCCGCUGCGGGGAUGAGACCCUUCCCUCCAAAUGGGAUUCUUGGCCGACUCAACACUCCUUCUGGAAUGAGUGGUGUCCGUAACCUUUCUUCUUCUCCUUCUUCAGGAAUGUUCUUGCAAAACCCGACCGAUCUUGGAAAGUUUCACCAUGUCUCAUCACUUCCUCUUAACCACAUUGAUGGAGGAAACAUACUUCAAGGGUUACCAAUGCCUUUAGAGUUCGACCAGCUUCAGACAAACAACAACAAGAGCAUCAUCGCCGGGAACUCAAUGGCUUUUCCUAUCUUCCCUACACAACAACAAAGCUCCCUUCCUAAUAACAACAAUCACUUGGUUCUAGAAGGUCACCCACAAGCACCUCCUUCAGCCUUCCCUGGUCACCAGAUCAAUAAACGUUUGGAACAUUGGUCAAACGCUGUAUCAUCAUCAUCGUCCACUCUUCCUCCUCCUGGUCAGAACAGUAAUAGCCUCAUCAGUCAUCAGUUCGAUGCCUCCUCAUCAAGCUAUUCCAUCCCAUUCUGUGACUCUACAAUUCCAUUGAAUCCAGCGUUGGAUCAUACAAAUCCCCGAGCUUUCUACAGAGCCACGGACAUGGAUUCAAGUGCAAAUGUGCAGCCUGGAGUCUAUUAUGAUUCAUUGCAGAUGAGAAAAUCAGGCAACUACGGUCCAACCACGGAUGCUAUGCUGAGUAGUAAUAACCCCAAGGAAGGGUUCACCGUGGGGCAGCAGAAGUUACAGAGUGGAUUCAUGGGAGGAGAAGCUGGUUCUUUAGAUGAUAUAGUCAACUCCACUAUGAAACAGAGCCAAGGAGACUUGUCGGAAGGUGAUUUGGGAUAUGGAGGCUUUAGCUCACUUAGAACAUGCAUAUGACUAUGAGAGAGAACAUUUAGACAACUCAGAACCAUCGUUUGUGAUUUGCUUUUGUCUCUUUCUUUCUCAUAUUUUCUUUGUAAUGAAACUGUAAACUAUCUUUUUUUUUUUGUUUUUACUUUCCACUCCUUAUAGCAAUUUAGGACUCCCAAUAAAUAAUAAGAACGAAUUCAUAAAUAAUUUUUUUACUUUUUUUUA